Entelurus aequoreus (snake pipefish) is the source of this 782-nucleotide messenger RNA. RefSeq names its product solute carrier organic anion transporter family member 3A1-like. The coding region runs from base 204 to 782 and encodes 192 amino acids. The record is from RefSeq and is a predicted model, not a curated record. Gene Ontology annotation, cellular component: membrane. Lineage: Eukaryota; Metazoa; Chordata; Actinopteri; Syngnathiformes; Syngnathidae. Gene Ontology annotation, biological process: transmembrane transport; sodium-independent organic anion transport; prostaglandin transport. The transcript has a single exon. Gene Ontology annotation, molecular function: protein binding.
GUUAUGAAAAAAAAAAAUACUAAUAAUAAAUUAAAUUUACAAAAAUUAAAACAAUAAAAAAAAAUUUUUAAAGAAUAAAAAUUUCAAAUAAAAAAACAAAAAAAUUUAAAUAAAAUUAAAAAUAAAAUUAAAAAACAAUACCCUAAAUCAGGAAUUAUUUGUUAAUAAGUAAAACUUGUGACUUGUUUGGGUUAUGUUAUGUUAUGUUAUGUUAUGUUAUGUUAUGUCAUGUUAUGUCAUGUUAUGUUAUGUUAUGUCAUGUCAUGUCAUGUCAUGUCAUGUUAUGUCAUGUUAUAUUGACACGAUGUCCACGCAGGACUCUGCGCUCGUGGCAGCGUCCGGAGUCUCCGUGCAUCAGCAGCUGCAACUGCUACACGGCGUCCGUCAGUCCGGUGUGCGGCGCCAACGGCGUCACUUACCUCUCCGCCUGCUUCGCCGGAUGCACCAAAGCGGUGAGUGGAAACGUCGGCGCGGGCCACCAGAGGGCGCCAAACAAAGACACCUUUUUUGUCUGCGCCAAACAAACACACCUUUUUUGUCUGCGUAGAACAAACACACCUUUUCUGUCUGCGCAGAACCUGACCGGAUGCGCGUGCGUCUCCGCCACCGGCGACGAGGCGGUGGCUCUACCGGGGAAAUGUCCGAGUCCCGGCUGCCAGCAGGCCUUCCUCACCUUCCUGUGCGUCAUCUGCCUGUGCAGCAUGAUCGGCGCCAUGGCGCAGACGCCCUCCGUCAUCAUCCUCAUCAGGUCUGACGCCUGCAGCUCGCAUAACCGCCGCUAG